Messenger RNA from Leptidea sinapis, 6778 nucleotides. RefSeq names its product disintegrin and metalloproteinase domain-containing protein 10 (gene kuz). Bases 424 to 3117 code for a protein of 897 amino acids. Gene Ontology annotation, molecular function: metalloendopeptidase activity. Gene Ontology annotation, cellular component: plasma membrane. The transcript has 16 exons. Lineage: Eukaryota; Metazoa; Arthropoda; Insecta; Lepidoptera; Pieridae. The record is from RefSeq and is a predicted model, not a curated record. Gene Ontology annotation, biological process: Notch signaling pathway; membrane protein ectodomain proteolysis.
GAUCGCGAAGUGUUCGUGUACAUCCAUUUGUUAGGAAUUUAGAUUUAUUAAUGUUAGGAUCUAAGUGAAAUUACUAAUAUUAAGUUAAAAUGACACAUAAACGUAUAAUUAAAGUUGUUAUUUGUUUAUAGCGUUGUUGAAGUUAUGUUUUAUAGUGAAAUCGUUUGUAGGCGAAGUCCAACAUUGUUGUUAUUAGUUUCAACAAAGCGGGCCCUAGAUUGUACUAAUAUUUUAUAUUGUGUCCUGUGGGUGGCAUCGUGAUCUCAGUUUAUUUAAUGCGAAAAUUAUUAAGUGUAAUGUAAAUAAAAAAUAUUGCUAGCUCGCGCAUGCGUUAUUAUCGAAAACAGACAAAGGUUUUGUGUGAUUUGAAAAUCAGCUGUGUGCAAUGUCUUAGUGGUACCAAAAGUGUGUUUGUAAGCGACAAUGUUUAGUGAAAUUGGAUAUACAAUAUUUUUACUGCUUGCUCUGCCAUACAUCGAAAGUGCAUCUCGUCGCCUCAGCGAGUACGUGGAACACUACGAGGAGCUGGACUACGAUGCAGAUCGGAUCCACGUGCAGCAUCUGCGCGCGCGCCGCUCCAUUGAGCCGCCCGACCUUCGCAUCAGCUUCCGCGCACACACCAGGCACUUCCACCUGCGACUGCGGCGAGACCUCUCGGCGUUCACUGAAGAUUUCAAGGUCGAGGGCUCGGCGGGCGAACUCCAUGACGUGGACACGUCCCACAUCUACAAAGGUGAACUGGCUGACGAGCCGCAGUCGGCGGUGUUCGGUUCGGUGACGGGUGGCGUGUUCGAGGGUCAGAUCGUGUUGCGCGACGGCACCUACUACGUGGAGCACGCCAAGCGCUACAUUCCGCAGAACAGCACCCGCGGCCGGGUGCACUCCGUCAUCUACAAGGAGGGUGACGUCAUCGACCCCUACGCGCACAGGAGACACGGUCACGUCGGAGGCUGCGGCGUGACGGACGAGGUGGUGCAAUGGAUGGAGCGGAUCCAGAACUCUGGGGUCGACGACGAGGUGCCGGCCUCGCCGUCGCCAGCUUCACACGCGCACCACUACCCCUCGUCGCCGAUACCCUCGCACCCCAACAGCCUCCGAGAUGACCCACCCAGGCACUGGGAGCAUCAUCAUCACAACAAAUACUCGCGAGCAUCGAACACGGGCGAGCAUUCGCGCUCGAAGCGAGCAUCGGAGCCGAGCAAGAUCAAAAACACUUGCUCGCUGUACAUACAGACCGAUCCGUUGAUAUGGAGACAUGUUCGGGAAGGAUUCCCUGAACACAUCGAUCCGAGCAAGAAGAGCGAGGUGGACAUGAAGACCCGCGAGGAGAUUCUGUCGCUGAUAUCGCACCACGUGACCGCUGUCAACUACAUCUACCGAGACACCAAGUUCGAUGGCCGCCGCGAGCACAGGAAUAUACAGUUUGAAGUGCAGAGGAUAAAGAUCGACGAUGACUCGGCGUGUAAGAAGCACCCGUUCGCGACGGAGACGAACCAGUUCUGCUGGGAGAACAUCGACGUGUCCAAUUUCCUGAACCUGCACUCGUUGGGCAACCACGAAGACUUUUGCCUCGCCUACAUGUUCACCUACAGAGACUUCACCGGAGGCACUUUAGGACUGGCGUGGGUCGCGAGUGCGAGCGGCGCGUCGGGCGGCAUCUGCGAGAAGUACAAGACGUACACGGAGACCAGCGGCGGCCUGUACCAGAGCACCAAGCGGUCGCUCAACACCGGCAUCAUCACCUUCGUCAACUACAACAGCCGCGUGCCGCCCAAGGUCAGCCAGCUCACCCUGGCGCACGAGAUCGGACACAACUUUGGAUCGCCGCACGACUACCCGUCGGAGUGCCGGCCGGGCGGCCAGGCGGGCAACUACAUAAUGUUCGCGUCGGCCACGUCCGGCGACCGACCCAACAACAGCCGGUUCAGCGCCUGCUCCGUCGGCAACAUCAGCGCCGUGCUCGACGCCGUGCGCGACGGCCGCAAGAGGGACUGCCUCAAGGAGAGCGCCGGCGCCUUCUGCGGGAACAAGAUCGUCGAGGUCGGCGAGGAGUGCGACUGUGGUUACGACGAGUUCGAGUGCCGCGACAAAUGCUGCUACCCGCGGCAAGUGAGCUCCUACGACCUGGAACGAAACGCGACUGCCAAGGGCUGCCAGCGAAGGGCAAAUACUCAGUGCAGUCCGUCGCAAGGCCCGUGCUGCCACCCCGCCACCUGCCAGUUCGUGCUCGCGUUCCGCAACCAGACGUGUCGCGAGGCUAGCGAGUGCAGCCACGCCGCCAACUGCUCGGGUCGCUCCGCCGACUGUCCGGAGCCCGAGCACAUGCCCGACCGCACGCAUUGCAACAACGGGACGCAGCUGUGCAUCAAGGGCGAGUGCAGCGGCUCCAUCUGCCUGGCGUGGAACAUGAAGGAGUGCUUCCUGUCGUCGUCCCCGACGCGCGUGGGCGACGGCGUGACGGCCGUGGUGGACCGGCGGCGCCUGUGCCAGCUGGCGUGCCAGACCGGGCCCAGCCCCGACUCGUGCCGCAGCACGGCAGACUUCGCGGAGCGCGUGGGCCUGCCCGCGGGCGGCAUCAGCCUGCGACCGGGAUCGCCCUGCGAUAACUUCCAGGGAUACUGCGACGUGUUUCUUAAGUGCCGCGCGGUAGACGCCGAAGGUCCGCUGGUGCGUCUUAAGAACCUGCUGCUCAACAAGGCCACCCUGCGAACCCUCCAGGAGUGGGUGACGGCGCACUGGUGGGCCGUGGUGAUAGGGGGAGUGGCCCUCAUAGUGUGCAUGGGCGCCUUCGUUAAGUGCUGCGCGGUGCAUACACCCUCGUCAAACCCCAAGCGGCCGCCGGCCAGACGUUUGUCUGAGACACUCCGCCGUCCCAUGAACACGUUGCGUCGUAUGCGAGGCCCGCGUGCGCCCGCUGCCGCCGCUGACUCGCGCCGCGGGCCCGCGCCGCCGCGCCCGGGACAUCGCCGCGCCAGGAACCAUAAGGGAUACGCCCCGCCACUCACCUACACGGCCAGAGAAUCAGGUUCGAGUGGCGCGGGCCCCAGUGGUCGGCGGGAGCCCUAUGCCAAUGCCUACCCGCAGGCCUACGAGAUGCGCCCCGCCCACAAAGUGUGACAGUCCGACCUCGCGCUCGCGCUAGCUCUGUCUCUCUCGCUCUCGUCACACCUGGCGUCUCGCUCACCCGCUCUAUAACACAUGACGUCAAACAUCAACAGUUCGUUAUGUCUGCCCCUCACUCUUGGUACACCGCAAGCGUGCAUGGAACAGUUCAGAACAUUCCAGUUUGACAAUCGCUCUGAAUGCAUUUCAGAAACAUAAACUAAUAGUUUUAACAAGUAAUACUAUAACUUUUGUAUAUUCGAAAAUUUCAAGGUUCUGGAAACGGGUAUAAGUAAUAAUUUCUCUUUUUAAAAAUACAUACAAUCAACUUUACGAAAAAAAACAUAGCAGACAAAAAAUAAAUACUUGCAGAAUUGAUUUUUGUAUGUCAUGCUAAUGCAUGACUUGUUAUCAACACUUCAAGAUAUUUAUUUAAAGCUACAAUCGCAUUUCUACGUUCUGGUCCUUCGAGCCGGGUAUGAGAGGGGUGGUCAACAAGUUUUAGAAUUUUAAAUAUGUUUUACAUAGUGUCUUAAACAUCUAUGGAGAGCGCGUAAGAUUUUAAAUAUAUCAGAUAAUAUAAAGUAGUAUUUUACAACCUGAAUAAUCAAAACCAUCUUUUCUAUAAGAUUCCUAAAUUAAAAUUGUAUAAAGAGAAUCCAUGAUUAUGACACGAACACAAAAUACUGAUGUAUAACUGUUUAUAAUACGCCAAACUCAAUGAGACCGCGUCGUGUUCUACAAAAUUAGUUUUAUUUUUGUACAAAAAUAGAGAAUUGCUGUUCGCGCGAGUCGGCGGCCAAACCUUUGUAUAUUUUUGUAUAUAAGUGAAAGUAUAUACAAUUGCGAUGUAAAAAUAUCAUGCAAAUACUAAAUACAUAAUUGUAACUGUUGUUAGACUUUAAUGUAGGCUGGGGUUUGCCGCGGUUUGUAUUUCCGCCAAAGUUGUAUUUACAAAGUUGAGAUGUACUCACGACUGAAUUUCAAAUUCCAACAUUCUAAUACAGCCAAGUAUAAGUGAACUUUUGUUAUUUAUAAUAAAAAUGCACAAAUUAUUAAUAUUAAGGGUAAAUAUCUAGUUCUUUAUAAAAACAAAGAAGGCAGUAAGAUUAUUUUUCGAGGGCAAUAAUUAAAUUAAUUUCAACUGUUUAUAUCUAGUAUAUGACAAGAUUAAUAAGAGGGCUUUUAUGAGCCGGACAAACUGAUUCAUUAGUAUUGUUUAAUUAUUUAAUUUAUUGAGAUAAAUUUUCAAUUGUUUGUAUGUUAAUUGAUGUGAAGCGAAUGUUUCGCCUGUAUGAUGUAUGAUCGGCCAGGCGAUGUAGCGGCAAACUCAACGUUAAAUGUAAGCAACUAAUAAUUACCGCAAUCUCUGUUACUGUAAUUUUUAUAUAUUUUAAACGUAAGUGAUGUAAAAAUAUUAAGGUGCCAUUAAACUGAUUUAUUCCUGUUUCGUUUCUUCACACGAUCAAAAAUUGUCUCAAAAUUCCUGUAAAUCGGGCUCAAUAAUUGAAUGUAGAACUUAGUGACGUAUUAUCAAGGGUUGUCUUUGUUUGAAGCUCAAAUUUUAAAUUACCUGCGUUAUAUUUAAAACUUAACCCUAUUUGAAUUCGCAUAGAGUUUACUAUAACGAUUAGUCUUCCUAUGGCGAUUAUGAUUAAUUUGUAGGUAUAUAUGUGUAAUUGAACAUUAUUGCCAAAUGAUAAAUCAUUACUAGACUGAUAUCAAAAUUCAUCUCAUUGUUUGCGCUCAAGUGUGUGGCUCAAGAGUUUAUUUGUGACUAUUUCAUCACAAACCAUAUCAGAAACACUCCUUUUUGUAUUUCAAAGACUUGGCAUGAAGUGAAUGUACAGUCGGCAGUAUUUGGGUGAUUAUUUUUGAUGUGUUCCUACUUAGUUUCAACGGAUCGGCAAGGACCCAUAAUUAUAGGUAUAUAUAUAGCCACAAAACAACUGAAUAUAUUAUUCCGCGCACCAUAUUGCUACAUGAAACGAUGUAAAGAACGAUGACGUGAUUAAAAUUUUAAGUAAAAGGACGACAUCUACUGUGUUAACCGCGAAGUAAAGUUAUUCCAAGUUUUAAACUUUUUCGGCCUUACAAAUAAAAUUGGCGUAAAGUUAUACCUGAGCAUAAACCUCAAAUAGAAAUUUUGCCUAUGACUGAUUUAUUUGAACGUAUAACGUUUCCCGCCUUAAAUUGCAAGGCAUUCGAAAUACUUCAGAAUUGUCAUUGUAUUGACAGUGUUGUCAGCGAUUUAGUCAACAUUUAGCAUAUUCUUGGUUUCUUUUGAAGUAUAACUUUAUGGUAAGUUUAUUUGUAAGGCCGUUUGUCUUUAUCUUACCUUUGUCACUACAGAAUUUUACAUGACAGGGAGAAACUUUACAUUGCGUUUAUUAAUAAGACGAACGAGAAAGUAGAACAAAACGUUUUAAAUUUGGAAUAACUUUAAAUAACUAUGACUAUCAAAAAGAUUUAGCACAGAACUAGUACAUAUUUGAAUCUCAUUUUGGGUCAUAUAGCUCUAAUUUAUUUAUCUUACAAUUUUUUCAUAGUAUCCCUGGUGAUUGAAUACGCUGUCAUAAAAAUAAACACAAACAAAACUUUUAAUAGCACGAGUAUAUAAAAUCUAAAUUUUACGCUGACGUCAUAGUAUUUUGUCUUAAUUAUUCUGUAAUAUAAAUCUUAGAUAUCUUUACCUUAAUUGGACGUAAUUCCAGAAAAACAUUCCAAAGCACAAUCAUGUCGAAAUUGAGUUAAGAACACAAAACUGGUCACGUGACUCACAUUAACGGACUUACAAAAAAUGGCAGCCCUACUGUCACUCUUUAAAUGACAGAACUAAGUAGCUCAACCCAUAACGCAAUAUACUAAUAUUUAGUAAACUUUAAACACGAAUUCCUUUUGUGGCUUGGAACGUUUUUCAGGAACUACGUCCAGUUAUUAGAAAAGUAUUAUAAAUUAUAUAAGUAAAAAAAACCGUUAUCAAGUCCCGAAAAAACAUUUAAUGCGCGUUGUAAAAGUGGUCUAUAUUUAUGAAAUAAAACGCCAACUAGGUCCUAUUGCUAAUCUGUGACAUUGAUAAUACAAUUCAAAGUUUGUGGUAUUUUUGGUACCGUGUAACUUUAACUUUAUUUUAAGCAAUAAAUGAUCACCUAAAUAUUGACGACUGUACAGUUCAGAUGAAUUGAUCUCUUGUAUUUCCUUUGUAUUAUGUAGUGUAGGUCCGUCGUGCAAGCCAAAGAGCAUGAUGUAUUUUAUAUUGUUUCUAUACAUUAAUAUUAAGAGUCCAGUUAAAUGAAAUUAAUUCAUUUAUUACCUUUACUCAUUAGAUUAAUUCAGUUCUGAAUGUUUACUAGUUGUUUAAUUUUAUUUAAUUGGGCAUUAAUUCUAAGUAUACCAAGUUAAUGCCAUUUUAUUAGGAAAGUUAAUAGCAUGCGAAUAUUGUUAUUGUAAUAUAGGUAGGCAUUGUAUAUUUGUAUGUAACGGACCGAUGAUCUGAUGUUUCGACCAAUUUCCACGGUUGUCGCGUCCUCUAGUAAUCAAUGGCAUUAUUUAAGUAAUUUAAGUUUACCGUAAUAGAUUAUUUAAACAGACAUUGUGAAUAUUUUUAACUAUCGAGAUAAAUGUUAAAAUGUGAUUUCAAAAUAACAAAACAUAAUUAAAUUUUACAUGAACUUCA